Messenger RNA from Suillus paluster, 510 nucleotides. RefSeq lists its product as uncharacterized. The transcript has a single exon. Lineage: Eukaryota; Fungi; Basidiomycota; Agaricomycetes; Boletales; Suillaceae. The record is from RefSeq and is a predicted model, not a curated record. The annotation marks the transcript as partial.
GUUAAUGCGUCGCCUCGUCGUACUCACUGGUUGCGCUCGUACUGUUUCACUCUCAUCUUCUACGGUCCGUCUUCCGUUUCCUUCGUUUCACCAGAUUCCAACACCAGGAGCAGGUGGCAAAAAUUGUGACAGCGCAUGGUGCUAUCGAUUUUCUCGCCGCUCUCCAAACUUUCCUUUGCAAGAACCUCCCACACACCACCAUUGUACCUUGCCUUCACGACCAUUUUGACGUUUAUCGUCAAGUGGUCAUCAUAGCGCCACCUGAUCGACGAGUCAGCGAUGUAUCAAAACGGUGACACAUUAGAGCCAUGCCAGAAGUAGUUGCGUCAGGCCGGAAGCCUAGUUGCCCAGCUCGGUUUGACAUGGUGCUGAUAUCAGACAGGCCUCGGUCACCUCGCUUGCGGACUCUUGAUGGUAAACAGGACACCCCGCUGCUUGAAUCUGUCUCGAAGGCUGUUGGCAAGAUUAUACAGACACGCGGAUCGACGAGAUUGGUCAGGAGGACAUUGC